This is a messenger RNA of Arabis nemorensis, 363 nucleotides long. The record is from the annotation of a GenBank genome assembly. Lineage: Eukaryota; Viridiplantae; Streptophyta; Magnoliopsida; Brassicales; Brassicaceae.
AUGGAGAUAGGGGGAAAAAUCACGAGACAAUCGUUCUCCUUUUCUCCCAAAAAAGUUGCCCUAGCCGCACAAGAACAAAACUCAGAUCUAGCCCUUUCCGGUGGCCGGCCUUCAUUGGCGAUGCGGCGCUUGGUUCUAGACAAAGAGGGCUCUCUGGAUUUCUUCGUCUUCAGUAUACCGGAUCUGUGUGAUUUGGUAUCAGUGAGUAGCGUGGUCCUUCGGAUUCGGCUGAUGUUGUCCUGGCCGGUUGCGGAGGAGGUCGGUUCUGGUGACAAGCCUGUGGAGUUUCCGGCGUAUGUUGGCUGGAGAUUUGGUUGGUUGGGGUUCUUGAUGCUUUUGGCUUCUCGGUGUCCUUGGCCCUGA